This is a messenger RNA of Haliotis rubra (blacklip abalone), 1249 nucleotides long. RefSeq lists its product as uncharacterized. Gene Ontology annotation, molecular function: carbohydrate binding. The transcript has 6 exons. Bases 79 to 1110 code for a protein of 343 amino acids. NCBI's taxonomy places the organism in Eukaryota, Metazoa, Mollusca, Gastropoda, Lepetellida, Haliotidae. The record is from RefSeq and is a predicted model, not a curated record.
UUCCCUUCGGUGACAUUAGUUGCAGAACUCUAGGUGGCUGGAUGUUGAUAUCUAUACGGAGGAUGACUGUAUGACUACAUGACAGUCGUGGUAGAGGCGAUGUUUACGGCGAUGUCGUGUGCUUCGUUUAUUCUAACGGUCAUUUUCACCCACCCACUCACAGUGUUAGCCGCACGUGGAAAGUGUUUCGACGUAUGGUCGGUGGUUCAGAAGGACACUUACAUGGACAGCAGCGUCUACAGGAAGGUCAUCGCUGCAUCUCUGUACCAGUGUGCAUCAGAGUGUCUCAUGUCAUCAACAUGCUUGUCAUUCAGUUAUAAGCAUCACACCUGCCACCUCAACAGCAACACCAGCGACCACGUCGAUGUCAUCACUGGAGCAGGAUCUGUCUUCAGUGACAUUCACCACUGGCCGCAGCGCCUGGCUGGUCCGUGUGCUACUGCCCAGGUGUGUCCGGCCAUGUCCAGGUGCCUGGUUGACCGGCUGGGCCAGACAUCAUGUGCACCAGACAUUCCGUGUGGGUCACCGCCAGUUGUUGACGGUGCUACUAGAGAAACCGAGGGGCAGUUCCAUGGAGCAACUAGUAAAUACACAUGUAUAGAGGAUUAUAAACAAUGUGACGCCCAAACCACAAGUGUCUGUCAGUCCACGGGUGAAUGGGAUGCCCUGUCGGGUCUCUGCGGCCUAUACAGAUGGCGCAAUCCCGAAGUAGGUGUCUUGUAUAGACUGCCAUGCGGUGCUUCAAGUGAUAUGCACCUGCGUAUUACGGCAACCCCGACAAAGACAACACGAUGCACAGUGGACAUCCGCAGUGGAAUGGACGUCCUUUGCCACAUAUCAUUUCGUCUCGACAGUCUGGGCGAUGUGAAAACAACAAUAUUCAACACCAAAACAAACGGGGCAUGGGGCACGGAAGAACGCGCCGAUAUGACUCUACUCGUUGCUGGGCAAGAGGCCAAAAUCUCCAUCUUCCUGGACGCUGGUGUCUAUCAGAUAAUGGUUGAUGGAACGACUAUUUACAACUUCACAGAGAGAACUCAGGGCGCCAAGCCGGAUUCUUUCAUACUUGGUAGUGAUAUACAACCACAUCUCAUAGCGGAUGAAGUCUAAAGGAACGUGAUGACAAGCACCUUUAUUCAAUGGAUGCAUCUUAUACUCCUUUAUGCUGAUGAUACUGUUUUGUUCGCGGAGACCCCACGUGAUUUACAGAAAUCACUUGAUACGUUUGAAAACUACAUGUGCUGUGGAC